Molecule: messenger RNA, 1803 nt
Organism: Nerophis ophidion (straightnose pipefish)
Lineage: Eukaryota; Metazoa; Chordata; Actinopteri; Syngnathiformes; Syngnathidae
Exons: 8
Coding region: 170-1072 (300 amino acids)
Molecular function (GO): 8-oxo-dGDP phosphatase activity
Source: RefSeq, a predicted model, not a curated record
GAUUCUCCUGACAGCAAGAAGAAGUCAGACGCCAGACAAGGAAGUCCUCGACACAAACAUUUGCUAACAAUCACUUUAUUCCGCAUUUAUUUUUAUUAUUAUUAUUUUUAUUAUUAUUAUUAUUACAGAUUGUGCAGCGCAAGAGAAGUAAAAAGAAGUGGAGUCUGAGAUGGCGAACUCGGUCUGGUCGGAUAAAAUACUCCAGCUGCUGCACCGCAUCAAUAACUUUUAUUUGCCAGGUUCUUGUCGCGCCAACUGCCGGCGCUUUGAGGUGGGAGGAAGCCAAGUGGGUUGGAUUCUGCCGGACGUGGCCUCGCUGCUGACGCGUUACGGAGAUGUCUUCAAAGCGACACCAGAGGGCGCACUUUCACUCUGCCAAAGCCUGGACUCCUAUGACAAAAGAUCGGAGGCUGUGGACAAAGUCCUGAGGACGCUUCGACAACAUUCUAACCUGCGCUGCCUGGAAGGAUGGAGGGAUGAGAGGUACAACGUGAUGGACAAAUUCUCCGACACACCCGCCAUGUGGAUGGAGAGAGCGGCCACCAGUCUUUUUGGCGUGAAGCGCUAUGGGGUCCACAUCAAUGGUUACACCGUCAGCCAGAGCGGGGACGUCAGCAUGUGGCUUGCACGCCGCUCGCACACCAAACAGACCUACCCUGGACUGCUGGACAACCUGGCAGCAGGUGGUGUUUCUGCCAACAUGAGCAUCAAGCGCACGCUGGUGAAGGAAUGUGAGGAGGAGGCGUGUAUCCCAGAAUGCAUUGCACAGGAGGCUCGCCCAGUGUCCACAGUCAGCUACACCUAUGAAGACGGAGAGGGAGUGUUUGCUGAAAGUCAGUUUGUCUUUGACUUGGAGCUUCCUGCUUCUUUCAAGCCCAGAGUGGGCGAUGGAGAAGUGCAGGACUUCUACCUCCUGCCCAUCCAGGAGGUGAAGGAACUUCUUGCCACUGAGGACUUCAAACCCAACUGUGCCCUGGUGGUCCUGGACUUUCUCAUCAGACAUUCUUUUAUUGAGCCGGACAAUGAACCUUUUUACCAGGACUUUGUGUGUGGACUCCAUCGGGCGCUCUAGAACAGGUCUCCACCUUUUUACCAGGACUUUGUGUGUGGACUCCAUCGGGCGCUCUAGAACAGGUCUCCACCUUUUUACCAGGACUUUGUGUGUGGACUCCAUCGGGCGCUCUAGAAAAGGUCUCCACCUUUUUACCAGGACUUUGUGUGUGGACUCCAUCGGGCGCUCUAGAACAGGUCUCCACCUUUUUACCAGGACUUUGUGUGUGGACUCCAUCGGGCGCUCUAGAACAGGUCUCCACCUUUUUACCAGGUCUUUGUGUCUGGACUCCAUCGGGCGCUCUAGAAAAGGUCUCCACCUUUUUACCAGGACUUUGUGUGUGGACUCCAUCGGGCGCUCUAGAACAGGUCUCCACCUUUUUACCAGGUCUUUGUGUGUGGACUCCAUCGGGCGCUCUAGAACAGGUCUCCACCUUUUUACCAGGACUUUGUGUGUGGACUCCAUCGGGCGCUCUAGAACAGGUCUCCACCUUUUUACCAGGACUUUGUGUGUGGACUCCAUCGGGCGCUCUAGAACAGGUCUCCACCUUUUUACCAGGACUUUGUGUGUGGACUCCAUCGGGCGCUCUAGAACAGGUCUCCACCUUUUUACCAGGACUUUGUGUGUGGACUCCAUCGGGCGCUCUAGAACAGGUCUCCACCUUUUUACCAGGACUUUGUGUGUGGACUCCAUCAGGCGCUCUAGAACAGGUCUCCACCUUUUUACCAGGUCUUUGUGUCUGGACUCCAUCG